Messenger RNA from Didymodactylos carnosus, 826 nucleotides. The record is from the annotation of a GenBank genome assembly. Lineage: Eukaryota; Metazoa; Rotifera; Eurotatoria; Philodinida; Philodinidae.
UCAGUGUAUCAUUUAACUGGAGGUUCUGGUAAAUCAAAUUACAUCAACGACAAAGUUAUUGCGAAUCGUUUUUGCACUCUCUUAGCUUCUUGUGUUUGUUUGAUUGUUGCAUGACACUAUAUAGCUCGGUCCGUAACGCUUUCACGUGAUACAUUUACUUUUAUUUAUUUUGUGUUAUUUUCAUCUUCUUUUUGGUUUGAGGACUGAAUGCAAAAUGUAUUCAUUAAUUGAAGAUAAUCGCUGGUAUAUCAUCAACUAGUGUAAAGAAGGUCCCAUCAAGAUCCUACGGGUAGGAUAAUACGGUUCGCUGUACUCACGUAACAAUUAGUGCCUUCAAACCAAAUAAAAAGAUGAAAAUAACACAAAAUAAAUAAAAGUAAAUAUUUCAUGUGAAAACAUUACGGAUCGAGCUAUCACACUACACUGUCGUGCAACAAUCAAACAAACACAAGAAGCUAAGAGAACGCAACGACGAUUAGCAAUCAUUUUGUCAUUGAUGGUAUUCGUGUGCUUAAAGAAGCAAUUGUAAAAGUUGAAAAAAUGUUCCCCGAUGUUUAUUUGAAAUCGGAUCGGAGAAGAAAAGCAAGAAGCAUCCUCUAUCAUAUCAGAUUUAUCUUUAUUAGAGCUUAGAAAACAUUCAUCGUAAAAUAAUAUAUUGAUACAUAGUGAAGCAGAUAAUGUAUUACACAGUUAUGAAGUGUUUGAUAGUGGAAAUGUAAAAUAUUAUGCUGAAGCUGCACUAAUCAUGAAAAUAUUUGAUGGUAUUAAAGAUAAAACUCGAUCAACUGGCAAUACAAAUGUUACAAUUACACGUGCCAAUGGUUAG